This is a messenger RNA of Oldenlandia corymbosa var. corymbosa, 877 nucleotides long. The record is from the annotation of a GenBank genome assembly. Lineage: Eukaryota; Viridiplantae; Streptophyta; Magnoliopsida; Gentianales; Rubiaceae.
GAACAGAAAAAAAGAUGGGAUAUUUGGCAUUCUUGGUCUUGUUUCUUUUUGUUCUUUUCUUGGAUACUCCAAAAUAUGGUUGUAAUGCAGAAGACAAAUUCGAUGAAAACUACAAACAAAUUUGGGGAGGUGACCAUCUCAUUGUUACUGACCAAGGCCUUGGCGUUCAACUCCAAUUAGACCAAACUUCAGGAGCUGGAUUUAGUUCAAAGACGAAUUUUGGUUCUGGCAUUUUUGAAAUUCUCCUGAAGACUCCUAACCAAGAUACUGAAGGAGUUGUUACAUCAUAUCAUUUAACAUCAAUCCCAUACGGCAAGUCUGUCGAAAGCGUGAAUCAUUUCGAGGUCGACAUUGAGAUUUUUGGGAGAAAUUUAAGUACAAAUAUAUUUACAAAUGAUCCGGGUAAUAAAGAGCAACAAUUUAAUCUUUGGUUCAAUCCAAGUGAUGAUUUUCACAAGUAUCAAAUUCUUUGGAACGAACACCAGAUCGUGUGGUUUGUGGAUGGGGAGCCAAUAAGAGUAUGGAAGAAUGCAACACAACAAGGCGUGAAAUUUCCUAGUCAAGUAGGAGUGCGUAUUGAAGCCAGUAUUCGGAAUGCUAGCCUCGCAGGAGAAGGCGUGGAUUGGAGUAAAGCACCUUUCACAGCAAAUUACAAAGAUUUCACCAUUAAUGCCUGCGCUUACGAUGAUCAAGACCAACAAAAUUGUUAUUCCGGUGACACUUCUUAUUUCUACUGGAAUGCAAUCCCAUAUUGGCAACUGAAUGCUUCUCAACAAGCUCAAUUGGCAAAUCACAGAAAAUAUCAUCUAUAUUUUGAUUACUGUACUGAUAGUUCGAAAGCUGGUCCCGAAUGUAAUAUUAAUAAGUAAAGAACGAC